GCGGCGGUUACAGCUUCGCCGGCUUGUUGACGAAGCGAUAGCAGUUUUUUUUUUCGCUUCUCUCCAGCACAGGAACAAAACACAAGGUCCUGGUGCUUGUGACAGCCUUUACUGCACCAGGAUCAUGCAACCGCAGCAGUAUUCAAAAGAACGUGGAUAUGGGCUCCUGGGGAAGCUGUGUCUUGGGGCAAAAAAGCUGGAGGGAAAGACCUUCUACCUGGACAAUGUGAAGAAACAGCCAACAGUCCUGCUUUUGGAAUCCAUCUCUCUUUUUGGAGGGAGGGUCGAGAGUUUUCUACACAAGGAUGUAAACUUUGUUGUGACUGGAAACAAAGAAGGCCUGGACGAGAAAAAUAUUGUUUCCAAGGGUGGGGCAAGCCAAUCAGCCCAACAACUGAUUAAGCAGCGGGACAAUGGCCUCAUCAAGCAGCGACCUGGAACUCCCAGGCCAAUGGCUUGCGGCAGUCGAGGGAAAGCGCUGCUCGAAAAAGCCAUUCGCAACAAUGAACGACUGCAGGGAAGCAGUGUUUUGUCCAGUGCUCGAUCAUGGGGAGUCAAGAUUUUGCAUGUGGAUGAUGUCCUCCGUUAUCUGAAACAUUUAACUCGAGAGAUCUUCAGUACUAAACACAAGAGGGCAGAGAAGACUGGCACUAAACAUCAAGGCUCUCCUGCUGUCAAGGCUUUGGCUUUGAGAUCCCCGUAUCUUAAAAUUGAGGACUUGAGCAGGAAAUACAAGCCUUUGCACAUGCAGUCUAUGACCUUCCCAGAUCUGUACUACGCUGGUCGAUUCAGUCCCUUUGAAUGUCCUCCUCCUCCUCGGUUUGAAAAGAAGACAGAGAUGGAGGAAACCAAAACAAGGGUCAAGAAAGUUGAAAGUAGCAUUCAAGAAAAAUCCCAAAGUAAAUCCCCACUUAGUUGUAACCCUUCACCUUGGCGACCACGCAAAAAGGACACUUCUUACUGUGAAUGCUGCCAACAAUCAUUCACAAAUCUGGAAGAGCACUUGCAGUCCAAUCAGCACCGCACAUUUGUCCUGGAUCCUUCGAAUUACAGCUUGGUGGAUCAGCUUGUGGUUGAAAUGCUUCCAGAAUUUGAUCCAAAUCCACCCCAGCAAGAAGAACUGAGCAGACUUCCAACUCCUUUGCCUAUCCAUGAUGUCUGUGAACUGGAGCCUCUUUCUGAUGCCGAGACGGAGCAUGCUGUUCAGGCGCUGCGGAGACAAGGUUCAUCAUUAAAUACUCACCUUUCCAGCCCUACCAGGGGUCCUCUUCCCUGUCCAGGCCCUGCCAGUCCAUCACCAGGAGUUCAGUUUACCAUCCCAAAUCCAGGCACUCAGCCUGCUGGCGCUCAGUCUUUCAAUCGUGUGACAGACUGCCAGCUGCCUGAUAUGCAUCCUCAGGCUUUGAGUCCAGUCAUGCCUGUAUUAAAACCUGAAGUAGAAGCCCAGGACUCAGUCAAUCAACUGCCUGAAAUUCAACGUCUCUCUCCAUGUCCCCUCUCUGACCCUUUCUCCCUGCCUCCAGUCCUCAGCCCCCAAGUCCCCUAUUCCUACAUUAUAAAUCCUCAAAGUCCUUACUCAGACCCCCCUGUCCUCAGUCCUCAACCAUACAUCACAGAGGAGCCUGUGGAAGGACAAACUGAGGAUGGUGUGUUUACAUUUGUCUCAGCAUUCACAGAUGUUCUGUCCACCCCACCACUUACCUCUGGGGCUGUGACCAAUGCAGGAAGAGCAAAAACAGACAACGUUGUUGAGUUUGCUGGGCUUGUGUGUUCUAACAGAGAUUUGGAGUGCACCACGCGAUCUUCAGGUAGAUCUCUUUCCCUUUCUCGUCUGUCAGAAAUCGCAGUAAACCACAAAAAGCGCUGUCGAUCUGCCAGCCCUGAAUGUAGCAACAGUAAAAGGAUGAGGACAACAAAGACUGGUAACAGUGAUAGCUGGACGGGACAAAAUAUUAAACCAGCAAAACCACAAAGUGACAAUACAGCAAAGACUGAAUGUGCUUUACUCUUGGACAAGCUCCGUUAUGAAAUCUCUCAGUCUUGUCUCAGUUCAACUGUCUCUUCAACAUUUACUACUGUGGAUAUGUUUGGCUUAAAACAGACUUGUAGUACGUUUUGUUUUCCGAGUGCACAGAAUUUAGAUCGAUCCUCUGUCAAAAUUGACCCGGCUGCCACUCAACCAGUCGACUUCCACACUGAUAAAUGUCACAGUGGGUUUUCUAGUCAAGAAUCCCAGCGUUCAGUAUCUCACUCUACCUCAAUCUGUAUCGAGCCAGGCCUCAUCCCAGACCUGGCGAAGCUCUCUCCAUCAUCCUCAGAGUCAGACUGGGACUGUGACCUGCUGUCACAGCUGGGCCCGACCUCAGCUACACCUCUGGCAUCCAUUGAGCAGAACUGUGAGCUCGACAAGGAACUACUCCACAGGCCGUGUCCCUGGAUGCACGACACCAACUACGAGUCACACCUGCAUACUGUCCUUAAGCCAUCAACCCCAUCUGCCUCAAUGUGUGGGGAAGAAAGGGACCCUUUUAGCAGGACUGUGGUACAGAUUGUAGAGGUUCAGCACUGACAGCUAUUUUCUUGACUUUUUUGUGAAAGAUGGGAAGCACAAAAGCCCUUUGUACACUGAAUAAAUAUUUAAAAUUAGGGCUUAAUUUCAGAUUUAAUUGUCUCCUGCAUUAGAUGCUGAUUAGUUUAUCCUACAUCUUCCCAAGAAUUUGAAUCCUGUUGAUGAUCAUGUUCCUCUUGAACCCUCAUUGUGCAUAGUCCUCUUAAUAGUAUUGUGUGUUGUGCUGACUGCAGUCGCUCAGGCAGCUCUGUUCGGGAACUCGUGGCGAUACUGAGAAUUUAAUGAGGCCUUUCUGAAAGGGGGCAUUAUUCAAUUACUGUAAGUGCUGCGCCUGGAUCAGGUCCCACAUAUGCUGGUGUUGAUGGUCAAACAGACGAGGCGUUCACAGGGUGGAGGACUGACGAACUGUGAGCCAAACUACCUGAUUAAUGUCAAAAAGCUCUUCCUGCAUUUUGAGGGUGGGCUAGAGGACUGGCUUUGUCAAGGAGAAGCAAGUUAGGUUUAUUAGAUAUACAGUAUGAGGUCAUCUACCAAUAAAUAUCAUUUUUGGACAUCUUUGAUAUGAUGAAAUGGUCUAGAAAGUCCAGAACUCACUGCUGCUUCUAAACAUGGGGGAAAAAAAAAAGGUCACAAUGUGACAAAGGGAAUGCAACAUGAUUUUUGCAUAUGGAAGUCUGUCAGUUGUCUCUGGGAAUGUGAAUUGAAACCUUGU
Messenger RNA from Pelmatolapia mariae (spotted tilapia), 3281 nucleotides. RefSeq names its product DBF4B-CDC7 kinase regulatory subunit (gene dbf4b). Gene Ontology annotation, cellular component: Dbf4-dependent protein kinase complex. Gene Ontology annotation, molecular function: nucleic acid binding; zinc ion binding; protein serine/threonine kinase activator activity. The transcript is spliced from 12 exons. The coding region runs from base 125 to 2569 and encodes 814 amino acids. NCBI's taxonomy places the organism in Eukaryota, Metazoa, Chordata, Actinopteri, Cichliformes, Cichlidae. Gene Ontology annotation, biological process: positive regulation of nuclear cell cycle DNA replication; regulation of cell cycle phase transition. The record is from RefSeq and is a predicted model, not a curated record.